Brassica rapa (field mustard) is the source of this 2099-nucleotide messenger RNA. Its product is annotated as low-temperature-induced 65 kDa protein. Gene Ontology annotation, biological process: response to abscisic acid; response to stress. The record is from RefSeq and is a predicted model, not a curated record. Lineage: Eukaryota; Viridiplantae; Streptophyta; Magnoliopsida; Brassicales; Brassicaceae.
GUGGCAACACGGAAAUGGACGCAUCACGCGUCAGAGGUUAGUUCGUUCAGUCAUAAGUUAACUCAUCCUACUCUUCUCGGCGUCUCUAUAAAAUCCUCUUCUAGUUUUCUCAUAGGAAAAACACAACACAAUACACAGAAACAGAGUUUUGAUUGGUUAGCUAGGAAAAGAGAGAAAACAAAAGCUUUGGAAAAUGGAUUUGCCACGUCCUUCUUCUGGUCAGGAUCAAACAGAGGAUCCGACCCAGAUUCACCAUCCAGAGGAAGAAGAGCAUCACGAGAGUCGAGCAUCUAGAAUGUUGGGGAAAGUAAAGGCAAAAGCUAAGAAGCUCAAGAACAGGCUUACUAAUCAUGGCACUGAUGGCAACGAGCAAGACCACGAUGUGGUGGAUGAAGAAGAAGAAGAUGAUGAAUCUGACGAGGCAGAGUCAGAGAAGCAUGUCGCACCAGUAAAUGAAGUUCCCAAUGUGAGAGACUAUAAAACGAGCCAACCUGAAUCUUUAACUCAUCCCGGAGAAACAAAUCUUCCGGCGCCGGAGGAGAUCGUUCCUUCAAAGACGAAGGAUUCAACUGAUUACACCGGAAUCAUCCCCGAACCAUCACGAGAUCCUGCUUACGAACAUGAGGCCCCGUCUUAUCCUGUAAAAACAUCAGAUGUGACUCAUCACGAGCCACUGAACACUCCCGUCUCUCUGCUCUCUGAAACAGAGGACGUGACAACUCCUGGUGAAGAUGGGUUGCUCGGUGGUCAACGAGAAGUCAACACCGAUAUGCCCAAAAGAUUCGAGGACGAUCUGAGUGGUGAAUCUGAUUAUCAGUCCAACACCCAACAAGUUAAUGUAGGGAGUGGGGAAGCUGGAGAAGAUUAUCAUAAGAAGUCAGGACUAGGAACUGAGCUGGCGUCCGAAUCAGAAACAGAGCUCGGUAAAGAUCUCCCGACAAGAAGCUUCGAAUCUGAAACCGUUUUUGACGGGAAACCAGAAACUAAGCCGAAGGGACAUGAAUUUGAACAGACGAUCGGAUCUGGAAUCGGAGAGGAUAACGGCGCUGGAAAAGAAGGAACUGAGCGGAGGGAAGAUUUUUUGGGGAAAGGCUAUGAGUUUGAUCAGGAGAUUGAAUCUACAUUCGGCAAAGAUUCACCCACCAGGCUUCCAGGAGACGAAAAUUUUCCGACAAGAAGUGAUGAUAUGGAAGUCGAGAUUGGGUCGGGAAGAGGCUUGCCGACAGAAACUGAUGAUGAUCACUUCUCACCAGAAUUUUCUGGUCCGAAAGAGAGAGAUGAUUUCGAUUCGCAGGCUGAGCAGACAAGGUACGAGGCGGCAGAGGUAAAACCCACCACCUACUCAGAGAUGAUUGGUUCAAGUACAGGUUACUCCAGCGGGCAACACGAGAGUCCCGUGAGUGUCGAGACAGUUGCUGAUAAGUUGACUACUGAGGACGAAAAUGUCAAAGAAACUGCAUCGCCUGUGACGGCGAAACUGCCUUUCUCUGGCGAUGGGAGUGAGGUGGAUGAGACAGAACAAGGGGAAGACAAAUUUGUGGCGAGUAGAGAUCAUCUGGAGGAGAAGCUGACACCUGAAGAAGAAGACAAAGCGUUUUCUGAUAUGGUCGCGGAGAAACUUAAUCUUGGAGAAGAGAAGCAGGCAAAGAUAAAGGAGGAAGUAGCCGAGGAGAAGAUCCCUUCCGACAAGUUACCGGAGGAGAUAGAAGGAGGUGAGGCGGUUCAAGAGGAAGGGAAAGGAGGAAUAGUGGGGACGAUUAAAGGGGUGUACAACUAUUGGCUCGGUGGUACGGAGGAGGUGAAGCCGAAAUCUCCAAAUUCAGUUGAAGAGUCAUCACAACCACUUAGCUCCUCCUUUGGGACUAAAGGAUUUUCGGAUUCCGGUGAAAGCGGGUUGGGAGAGGCAGGCAGUACUGCCGGAGCUGUGGCAGUGCAGAAACAACUUUGAGAAUCUGGGAGCUGAGAUUUGGGGUUUGCUAGUACUAAAUGAUGUUUGUGUUGGUGUCUUUGUGUUGUCACUUGGAUGUAUUUUGAUAUGAUGUAAUCCUUAUUUGUGUGUUAAAAGGAUUAAAUAUAUGCUUGGAAUAAAUUCUUCCUUA